Molecule: messenger RNA, 10874 nt
Organism: Ostrea edulis (European flat oyster)
Lineage: Eukaryota; Metazoa; Mollusca; Bivalvia; Ostreida; Ostreidae
Product: galactose-3-O-sulfotransferase 2-like
Exons: 2
Coding region: 9386-10696 (436 amino acids)
Biological process (GO): glycolipid biosynthetic process
Cellular component (GO): membrane
Molecular function (GO): galactosylceramide sulfotransferase activity
Source: RefSeq, a predicted model, not a curated record
GUUUAUAUGUUAUUCAGCUUAAAGAUCAGCUCCAAUUGUUUACUUGAACUCUAAUAACCAUAUGAGGUGCAGUGACUCCUUCCUUUUUGUCCAAUGGUAAUUUUGGCCUGUUUCAAUUCAUGUUGACUCUGUCUUUUGGUUUUUUUUUUCUUUCCUUAUGUAUGCAACAUCCUAUGCCCUGCUGGGGCUCUAGCUGGAUUAGAAAUAAAUCUGUCUUAAUUUCUAUGACACUCUAGAACUUGUACUGUAGGAAGACACAUAAUUUUUAGACUAAUAUCUAGCAUAUGUGAGCAAUAUAAUCAAACACUGCAUGACAAAUUGAAAAUAUUACAUUGUAUAACCACCCGAGAAGAAAAAGCGAUGACCGGGUUACUUAGCAAAGAUGACUUAUAUUUCCAAUGCAACUCCAUAUGCAUCUACAGGUUUGUCUCCGUAUCAUUCAAUGUUUGGAUAAAUCCAAAUUUACCAUUGGAUUUAUUUGUUUAAAGGGACUGCUUCAUGAUUUUUGAACAAAACAUUUUUUAUGUUCCCCAAACAAAGUUUGGGAACAUAUUAAUUGUUUUUACUCUGUUUCUUCUUCUUAUUAAGGUCUUCCGUCUCCUGCGGAAGACCUUACUAUUAUUGUUCGCGUUCUUCUUCUUCAUUAUUAUUAUUAUUUUCCUUGGUAGUACACGCGUUUUUCUCAGCCAUUUCUCCAUCGAUUUUCACGAAAUUUUCAGGAAAGAUGUCUUUUGGUGACGAGACUUUGCUUGCAAAAUUUCGUGCUUGACGUCACUUCCGGUCAGGAGUUAUCUCUCUUUUAGUGACUUUUUGAAGGGCCUUGUUGUCCACACAUCUCCUCCGUUAGUUUUGAAGCUAGAGUCUUGAAAUUUCUACACAAGAUAGAGUAAACAUUUUAGAAGAUUUGUGGUGGAUUCGAUUUUACCGGAGGCGAUUUGCCUAAACGCUCGCCUGGACCUGAAAAAAUGGAUGCCAAAAAUUUUCGCCGAUUUCGGCGAUUUUUGACCUUUGAUCUCCAAUAUCUUUUUUCUUGCAAAUAUUUUGUUAAGACAUGUAGAACAAAAGUUGUGCACAUUUACGAGAUCUUUUCGAAAAUAUCAAGAUUUAGGGGCUAGCCCCUUAAAUUAGGGAUCUAGAAGGGCUCAAAGUCUAGAUCAAAUAUCUCAAAAAUCGUUAAUAUUUUGGUAUAAGUCAAAGAACAAAAAAUGUUCAUCUCAACAAUCCAAAUCUAUUCAUAUAAAAAUUUAGGUCAUAUGUUACGUAAUAAGGGAUUUUAAGGGCCAAAACCAUAAAUUUUUUACCCCUUGUAUCUCGAAAACGACAAAUAUUUUGAAAAGCAAUAAAGAACAAAAGUUGUUCAGAAUGAUGAUCUGAACAAUAUGCAUAUUUCGUUUUUACCCUAUGUGGCCCCGUUAGGGAGCUACAGUUUGGCCCCUAAAAAUUACUUCUAGAAAUAACUCGAGAACGGUAAAGAAUUUCUAAAUACUUGUUGAACAAAAAAUGUUUGAAAUGUCAUGACCUUUCUUACGAUAUCAAGCAAAAGGGGCUGACCCUUUAAAUUAGGGGCCCAGAAGGGUCCAAAGGUUUAUGAGAAUAUCUCAGAAACUAUUAAUAUUUUGUAAUAAGUCAUUGAAGCGGAAAUGUUCAUCUAAACGAGCUUGUUCUUAUCAAAUCAAAAAGUAGGUCAUAUGUUACGUAAUAAGGGAUUUUAAGGGCCAAAAUCAUAAAUAAUUGACGCCUCAUAUCUUGAAAACGACAAAUAUUUUGAAAAGCAUUAUUGAACAAAAGUUGUUCAGAAUGAUAAUCUAAACAAUAUGUACAUUUCGUUUUUUCCCUAUGUGGCCCCGUUAGGGAGCUACAGUUUGGCCCCUAAAUAUUUCUUGUAGAGAUAACUCGAGAACGGUAAAGAAUUUCUAAAUACUUGUUGAGCAAAAAAUGUUUAAAAUGACAAGGCCUUUCUUACGAUAUCAAGCAAAACGGGCUGGCCCUUUAAAUUAGGGGUUCAGAAGGGUCCAAAUGUUUUUGAGAAUAUCUCAGAAACUAUUAAUAUUUUAUAAUAAGUUGUAGAAGCGGAAAUGUUCAUCUCAACGAGCUUGAUCUUAUCAAAUCAAAAAGUAGGUCAUAUGUUACGUAAUUAGAGAUUUUAAGGGCCAAAAUCGUAAAUAUUUGACGCCUCAUAUCUUUAAAACGACAUAUUUUUUGAAAAGCAUUAUUGAACAAAAGUUGUUCAAUGUGUCAUAACCUAUCGAUCAAUAUCAAAAAAUGGGUCUGUGGGCCUCAUGGCUCGCCUGUAGAGUCGAUUUUUGUCGAUAUCAGUCGAUUUCAAAAACUUGUAACUGGUAAAUAUUUUGUAAGGACAUAUUGAACAAAAGUUGUUCAGUUUAUCGAGAUCUAUCGAUUGAUAUCAAGAAAUAGGCCUAUGGUCCUAAUGGCUCGCCUGUAGAGUCGAUUUUUUGUCGAUAUCGGUCGAUCUCAAUAACUUUUUACAGGUAAAUAUUUUGUAAAGACAUAUAGAACUAAAGUUGUUGAGUCUAUAGAGGGCUAACAAAUGACAUCAAGAAAUAGGCCCGCGGGCCUUAUGGCUCGCCUGGAGAGUCGAAUUUCAAACGAAUUUCACUGCAACUUUGCUUCAGAAGCUUAUGAUAUGAAAAAUUGAUUAUAUCUAAAGUGUCUUAAAGUCGGAAACUAAAUUGGGACUCAUUUGUCUUUUUUUUUUUUUUUAACUCCGAGUGCAUCAACAAAUCGGACGGAAGACCUACUCGUUGCUCGCAACGAGAUCAUGUCUAGUUAUUAUUAUUAUUAUUAUUUUUUUCCCUUUCGUCUCCUAAACCGUUGGAUGGAUUUUCCUGAAACUUUCACAGGUUAUAGACAACGAUGGUACCUCGAGGCAUUUUUUUCAUUUUUUCAAAAUUCACUUCCGUUCGUCAGAUACGUCCGAUUUUCCGGUUUUUGAAAGAAACUUUGUCCGGGGGUAAACUUGAAAACCACAAAAGAUAAUCGAAUGAAACUUUCAGGGAUGACAGAUCUAUCUUCUCUAUGGUGCAUGCACGUAAUAUUUUUUGUCGCCGUCACUUCCGGUCGUCACCGGAAGUGAUUAAAUAAAUCAUCAAUUUCAAACUUUUUUCUUUCAAAUUGAAACCUAUAUCGUUUUACUAGGUCUAGUUCUAAUUCUCAAAAAAUGUUGACCCACCGGAAGUUGAAUCUCCAACUUCCGGUUAUAUCAAAGAAAGACUAUUCAUUCUCUCAUUUUUCAGUGCCAUAAAUCUCGGUCAUAAAACAAGUUAAUGAUUUGAAUUUUACAUAUGUUAUAGACACUAUACAUGUCUAAAGUAUACUUAAAUAUUUUUGUAAAAUUCACUUCCGGUCGUGAGAUAUGGGGUGGAUAUAUUGAAGCCUUGUUUUUUCAGUUUCUCAAUAAUGAAUUUAGAUAGACGCUUGAAACUUGUCGAGUUGAUUAACUAACAUUAGUCCAUUGUACACAUACAUUCAAUUUUUUCGUCCGUCACUUCCGGUCUAUACCGGAAGUGUUUUUAAAAAUGUCGAUUUUCCGAUUUCUUCGAGUGAUUUCUCAGAGAUGGCUGGAUAUAUUUUCUUGAAAUUUUCAGGAAUAAUGUCUUAUGAAAUGACCUUGCUAUAAUUAUUUUUGUUUUUACAAAAUUCACUUCCGGUCGAAAAAUAUGGCCGAUAUUCUGUCUCUCAAAAGGAAUUUUGUCCAGCAUUUUUCUUGGAAAAGGUAAAAUAUAGGUUCAUCAAAUAUUCAGGGAUAAUCAAUCUCCGUUUAUAUGCGUGCAGUAGGGGGUUGAACCGUCACUUCCUGUCGUCACCGGAAGUGAUUGAAGGAAUCGCAAAUUUCAAACUUUUUCUUUCAAAUUGAAACCUAUACUAGUUUAUUAACUCUCUUUCAAAGUGUCAAAAGAAUAUUGAGUCUGUCGGUAGUCAAAACAACUACUUCCGGUUUCUUCAUAAAAUACCUUUUUUCUUUUUGUCUCUUUCUCCCCAUAAAUCUCGCUUAUAUUUGAAGUCUUUCAUAUGAUUUUCACAUGUCUUAAUAAAAAGUAUCAACUUCUAGAGUUUUGAUGAUUUUGUUUUUCAAAAUUGACUUCCGGUCGGUAGUAACCUACUACUUUUUCUUUCUUUAGUCUACUUCUUUUUGUUGAGAACUCUUUCAGAUAGAGACGUGAAAUUUUCAGGGAAUAUAGACAGUAAAGAGUCGCUGUCAUUUAUAGGAAAACACAUCUGAAUAGUACUUCCGGUCGUCACCGGAAGUUACAAGAAAUGAGUAAAAAAUUCGAUAAUACACUUCUCAUUUAUUGUUAAAGUACAUUCUCUGAUAUAUUUGAAUGGUUUUUGUAGGAUCAGAAAACUCUUUACCGGAAGUGAACAAACGGAAGACCUACUCAUUACUAGUAAUGAGUUUCUAGUUAUUAUUAUUAUUAUUCUUUUUCUCCGGUACUUUUUUUGUCCGGUAGUGUUCUCAGAAACUAUAAAGGGAUCGAUAUGAAACUUUCCAUGAUGAUAGUAUAGCGUUUGUAGAUGUGCAUAGUGAUAGUCAUUUUGUCUGCACGUGCAUGCACGCGCGCGCACGUGCACUGCAAUUUUGGUACAAAAAAUGGAAAAUCAGAAUAUUAAAGGGAUCGAUAUGAAACCUAAAUAGGAUGAUAGUAUAUCAUUUGUAGAUAUGAAAAAUAAUAGUUAUUUUGUCUGCACGCGCACGCAUGCACGUUCACGUGCAUUACAAAAUUUGUACACUAACUUUGGAAUCAGUCUAACUUUUUUGUUGUUCAUUGAAAUGACUUGAUAUUCAUAUCAUAGGUAGAUAUUGAGACCCUUAACUGAUUUGCAUGGUCAAAAUUACCAAUUUGCACGCGCAUGCAUGUGCGCUUCAUUUUGAUUGGAUAAUACUAAAACGUUUGUAACUAUCUUAUUUAUGAAGCGAAUGAGAUGAUAUUCACAGCAUACGUAGACAAUAUGUGUAUCUAUAUAUUGGUGUAACAAAAAAUACCAACACACACGUGCAUGCGCGUGCAACGUUUUUCAAAUGUUCAAUUUUUAAAGGACAAUAACGUUUUUGUUUUUCAUCAAAUUCUAUUGAUAUUAGGGGUUUAGAUGUGUCUUCGUACUCCUUACAAAUUGCUGUGGUUAAAAUUACUGCUCAGCACGUGCAUGCACGUGUGCUGAUUUCUGAUUGGACGAUUUUAAAAUCGCUAUAACUUCCUUAUAUUUGGUGGAAACGUUAUGAAAUUCAUACUGUGGGUAUAUGAUACAAAUGCCUGUUGAACGACAUCAACAAAAAUUCGGAAUCAUACACGCGUGCGAGUGUAUGCACGUGCAACGCUUUCUUUCAUUUCUUGGUACUGAAAUGACCAUAUUGAACGUACUACAUGUAAUCAAAGGCUAAAACAAAAUGAUUUUUUCUUAUAGAUUCACAAGGACAUCACUUUUUAAUUGGGGGAGGUUUGGGGAACAUCUGUAACGGUUCCCGUUACAAUUAGAACUAGUUUAUUUUUUAUGUUAAAUAUUAAAAGUAUAACUUAUUUAAUAUUGACAACCAAAAUGUUGACCUGAUGAAUGCAAGAAUAAAAGCUAUAUUCUAGACUUAAAUCUGUGUUAUGUAAACAAAGACUCGAGUCUUUUUAUGUAUACAUACAAACAAACAAGUGAAAUAUCAAUUUUGUAAUAUAUAGCAUCUUAAUUCUGCAUAGUCACAAAUUUUAACUUUUAGAUGACACAUUUUAUACGAAGAAUGCUUGAAAUGUGAAAGAUAUAAUAAACUUGGAUCGAUAUCCAUUUUUUUUUUAAAUUUCGUAAACAAUAAUAUACUGCAAUCUUUGUUUACAAACAAAUAAUGAACUCUCUAAAAUGAGCUUCUGUAAUAAUGUAUAACCUUAAUUUUUAUUUGAAAUCUUUUAACGUUAGACAGUAGAUUUUGAUCAUUAAAAGUGAAAAAUAAAAUUUUGGGUAAAAUCAUGAAUCAGUCCCUUUAAAUUCAGAGGAAAAUCAAGAUGUCAAUAGCUGGAUUCCAGAGCGCAAGAAGAAAAUGCAGGAGAUGAUGAAACUAUAGCUUCAGACAUCAUAGAAAAAAUGCAGAAAUCAGAAGAGAUCGCUGUAAUUCUGGUGCUAAAGAGAAACCAAUUCCUGUUGGAUCCAUCGUGUUACCAAGGAAUCAUGUUAUGGGCAGAAACAAAAUUCAAGAUCAUUGGAAUUCUACACCUUGAAAAAUGUGACAAUAAUGUGUAUUCUGUACAGUUAUUAGAUGUUUCUGGAGAAAAGGGGACAGUAACAAGAACAAAAUUAUUGAAUACUGGUGAACUUUGUGAUUCGGAAUACAAAGACAAUGCUGUGGACAUCAUUGAAAAAAAACCAAGGGAAGUGGAUGGUCGACUCAUUAUCCUCAAUGUCUGGAUAGAUUGACUGCACAUAUAGAUUGAUUGAUUGAUUGCAUAUUUUAAGGGGAGACAUAUUUGAUUUUGUACUUUCUGUCCAUCUGUUCGUCUGUGUUACUAAAUCUUGUGAACGCUUCUCCUCCUAUAUGGCUUAUAUCGGAUAGACUUGCAACUUCGUACAAUGCUUCAUUGCCAUUUAGAUGUACAUAUUGUCAGGACAGGAGGAUCCAAAUAUUUCCCUAAAAGUUAUAGUGGAUCUAAGAGGAUGGAGGAUGUAAAAUAACUUGUGAACACUUCUCUUCCUAAAGGGCUUAUCAGAUAGAUUUGAAACUAAUGUGCAAUGCUUGCCAUUUGUAGAUGUGCAUAUUGCAGGGACAGGAGGAUUCAUUUUCAAUAGUUGUCUUUAAAGGUAUAGUGGAUCUGAGUGGUGGAGGGUGUAAAAUAGUUUGUGAAAACUUCUCCUAUGUGGCUUAUUGGAGUUCAUAAUGUCUACAUUCCAGCUCAUGCUUUCUCCUCCAUACCAUGCAGUACAUUAAAGGGGAGGGGGUUUCAUUUGGAGCAUUUCCAAUUUUGGGAGCUGGGGAGACAUUUGUUUUUCAUAAAAACAAUUUCUAGUGUUUAAUGUCCCACUCGAGAAUUUUUCAUUCAUAUCGAGACAUCACCGUUACCAGUGAAGGGCUGCAUAAUUUAGGCAUAUAUACUUGCCGGCAUUUAUGACCAUUAAGCAGGGAGGGUUCUUUAUCAUGCCACACCUGCUGUGACACAGGACCUCGGUUUUUGUUAUCUCAUCUGAAGAACCACCUCAUUUAGUUGCCUCGUAGUUGCCUCGUAUGACAAGCAAAUGGGUACUGAGGAUCUAUAAUUUUAAUGUAAAAACAACAAAAUAUUUUUUGAAUUGCAUUUAUUUAUCGGGAAACGUCAAUAACUAAAACACAUGUCAUUUUCAAUAUGUUCAUCAAGUUUUAGAAUAAUAUGUGGAAAAUUAUUGAAUUAGCGUUAUUCCCCAAAAUGUUAAAAAACAAACAAAUGUGGAUGCAUUUUCCUUAUAGCAUGGUUUACAUAUCAUUUUUUCUGUUUAUAUUAGUAGAGUUACAUUUGUUAUAGUUAUUCAUGGGAAAAAAUCCAUACCUUUCCUUAAUAAUUUCAAAUCUAUAGCUUCCAGAUUAUGUAUACCCCCAUCAAAAACUGAAGUCUGGCACCAUACAGCUGAGCUAUUUAAAUCACUCGGGAUUAAAAUUGUAUGUAAUUUCAAGAAAAGACACAGAUAAUGAUUCCUUAUCACCUUGGUAAAAUGUUUGUCAAAAAUGAAGGAAAUAUAUCGCAUUAUGGACUUGAUAAAUAAUUGAAUGAAAACAGAGUUAUUGUCCUUGGAUUCAAUAUUUUGAAACAUAUCAUUGACUAUUCAAAUAUAACUAAGAAAUUUUGAAAUAUUUUAUGGCUAACAAGAUUUUUUACAAUAACUAUCGAAAAAGAUUCCAACAAAAUUUAUGUUCCUAUCAUUAAAUUAUUGACUUUGCAAAAUCCUAUGACGUCACACGAGUGUGGAACUACGUUAAAGCAAUAUAUUACUGACGGUAUAUGAUAAAAAUAUUUAAAAGAUCAAAAUAACUAUUAGACAAUUUUGUAGAUAAAAAAUAAUUGAUUAUCAAAAUUUCAUUUUAAGUGGCAUGUUUUUGCAUAAUUAUUACUUUCUUAUACUUAUAAUACUUAAAGUAAUUUAUGACAAGAUGUUAAUAAAAUGUGUAGAUCACAUGCUCUCAAGCAAAAUUCCGUUUAUUUUGCUGAAUUUUUCAUCAGAUCUUGCAAUUGUGGAUUAUAUUAGUUAUACCAAUAGAUGCUAAUACUGCUGCGUACUUGAAUAGUUGAAAGUACCGUUAGUUAAUUACAGCUUGUAUUGCUUUUAACAAAUAAAAAUUAGAAACUGGAAAAAAUAAAACAUGCUGCUUAUAAACUAAAAUACCAAGCUAAUAUUAACUGGGAAUAUUAACAGUUAUUUUAGAAUCAUGGGAUUUUCUUCAUAAUUCUUUUUAAUACUUAUGCUGUUUCCAAUUUACAAUGAAUUUGAAAAUUUUUAUGAAGUCCAGACCUGCCCCAACCCCCGAUUCUGCCUAUGAGACAUAGAUUGAAGAUAGAUAUCUACAGGAAAUAAAAAUUGGCAUGAAAUUUAUAUCAUUAAUUAUAAAUAAGUAGGCAUUAAUAGUUUAUAAAUCUGGGGCCGGAAAGACUAGGGGACGGAUUGGUAUUGGGGCCGGAACGACCUGUUAUUGUUCGAAAUUAUAUGCUUAUUAUUAGGUGUUGGUGUUAAUUUGUUCUCUGUAUCCUUACGAGUGUUGUGCAUUAUAAUAUAUGUGUAAAGCAAAUCUUUUCUGUAUGUAAUACGUACUGAUCAGUGAUGCUAUGACACAUGUAGAUUGGUCUUUUGUAUACAAUGACUGAACAAAUUCGAGCUGCACAUUUGUGCCCAAUAGCCUAUAGUCCUAAAGAUGCAAAGAGUGAUGAUUGAUUGUAUAGUAAUAUUCAAACCCUAGUUAUAUGCCUCGCGCCGUUACGUCUGACAAUUUAACACAAGGUCUCCAUCUUUUUCGGGAUCAAAAAGUAGGUCACAGCUACAAUUCCUCUUUAUUUAUGUUUUUCUCCAUUUUAACGUCUAACAUACACAUACAAUGUUAACCGAAAAAUCCUUUCUUGUACCCCCUAAAGGCUCCCUUACCUCACCCCCUCCAUAGCACUGAUAUUGACCAUUCGAAUUAAUUAAAUGUUUCAUUGCCCUUACUAAAAAUCCAUGUCAAAUGAUUCAAAACUUCCGGUUUGGCGACCGCGAUGUAUUACACGCGCUCUCAUUGGGUAUUGAUAUUCUCAGGAAUUUCGAAAUAACACUGGUGUUCUUUCUUGAAAACCUGUAUCUGCUGAUUUUUUUUAUAUGAAAUGAUAAUAUGACCAUAUUUUGGUAGUUUUACAGUAAUUCAAAUAUUGAUAAUAUGAUCAUUUCAAAAUGAAAUAGUAUGAUUAGGGCCUAUGACAAAAGAAGACAUUCCCGAGAAUACCAAUACCCAAUGAGAGCGCGUGUAACACAUCGCGGUCGCCAAACCGGAAGUUUUGAAUCGUAUAGACACUUGAUUAUGGGCAAUGAAGCAUUUAAUUUGAGGGUCAAUGUCAAUGGGCUGAGGUGGAUUUUUCUGGGUAUUGUGAUAGCAGUUCCCAUUUGGCUGACGGUGGCCAAUUACAUAUUCCUUAAAUCAUUAAAAUAUAGUUCAACAUAUGAAAACAUGAACCAGUCAAGAAAUCUCGAUAGUGCCUCUAGGAAAUAUUUUCCAACAAAACAGAGAACAGUUCAUCAACAUAUUGCGUUUUUGAAAGUCCACAAGACCGGAAGUACAACCGCUCAAGGAAUUUUCCUACGUUAUGGAUUACACAAGAAUUUAACUUUUGUUGUUCCCAAUAAUAAAUCAUGGUAUCCAAACAUUAUCGCUUUAAACGAUUCCGUGAUACCCGGUUACAAUAUAAUUCCUCCCCCAGAAGGGAAAACCUAUGACAUCUUGUGUUUCCACGUCGUUUACAAUCGCUUAGCGUUUGAAGAUAUCAUGCCAAAUGAUACUAAGUACAUUGGGAUCGUUCGUGAACCAUUCCUGCAAUUUGAUUCCACCGUCCGAUAUUUCAAAUUUGGGAAAGAUCAUGGGGUAGCACAAUACAUUCGCCAUUUUCUGAAGAAUCCAAAAUCAUACAUGAAGAAAAUCGACCAGCGGCGUUCCAACUUUCUAAACAAUAGAAUGGCUUUUGAGUAUGGUUUUCCCUCCAGUCUGUUUCACUCUUUUGACAUGCUCGCCGUAAAGCAGUAUUUGGAGAAACUCGAUAGAGAAUUCCAUGUAGUCAUUGUGAGCGAGUAUAUGAAUGAGUCAGUCAUUCUAUUACGUCGAGUGUUGAAUUGGGAUUUGAAGGACAUCCUCUUUGUUAAUCUAAAUGUCAAUCCCAAUCGCCAUGACUUAAAUCAGGUCGGCCUGAAAGAAAUUCGUUUAUAUCGUCAGUAUGCCAAAUUGGACUAUGAAUUGUACAAUUUUUUCGUCAAACGUUUAUGGCAACAGAUCUAUUCUUAUGGAGAAGAUAUUCUAGAAGAAAUUUCGUAUUUCAAAUUAUUGAGAACUCUCUUACAAAAUUUCUGCAGUAGUGUAGAUAAAAGCUUACUGAAAGUAGAAGAAUCAUCAUGGAGUUCUUCGUUCAGUGUGACAAAAGACGACUGUAUAGAAAUGAAACAAAAAGAAAUGUGGUAUCUCAGGAAUGUAAUGAAACAUCAGUAUUCCAAUGGAACUCAAAAUUAGUCUCUCUCUUAUUACUCCGAUGUGUUACUUUUAGACAAUUUUUGGUGAUAAUGCCAAAAUGUUAAUCUCGAAAUUUUGCUGAAAUUGUGUUUAUCGCUGUUCAUAUGAUGAUAUCAUUACAAUAUAUUCAAGAAUGACAAUUUUAAAGCUCUAUAGAAAGAUAAAUCAUGUUCUUGAA